Messenger RNA from Coregonus sp. 'balchen', 27009 nucleotides. NCBI's taxonomy places the organism in Eukaryota, Metazoa, Chordata, Actinopteri, Salmoniformes, Salmonidae. The record is from the annotation of a GenBank genome assembly.
AUGUCUGCUAAAGAGAGAUUAAAAGGGAAGGUGACCAAAGACAGCGUUACCUUGCUGCCUUGUUUCUAUUUCGUUGAGGUAGGUGAGUUUUACCAUUCCGCGACAGCUCCAAUGCGCUUGAACCGCUGGCGCUGGAGUAGCCUAGAGAAACAAUGUGUUUUGAAUGAAUAUGCGGUGACUGACAGCGGAAAAGCAACGAAAUACAGCUGUAUCAUAUUUGUAUAGCCUACAGGUAGCCGCGCAGAAUGUGUGUCAUUUUCAGUCACGGUACUGUGCAUUGGUAUGGCAGCCACGUUCAAGGCUAGGAUUAAUGAUGAGGUUGCCCUAAAACUACUUAUUCAAGGUUAACGAGCUGGCGGUGGUGGCUCUCGUCAUGUCUUUCUGUCAUGUGUCAUCACAGAUUCAUACAGUAGCCUAUCAAGUGAAGUAUUGAACAUGAUAAAUAAUAAAUAAUUUCACUCUCAUCUUGUGAUCCGAAUACUCACAUCAUUCUUGUUUCAUCUCUGUUUCAUUGAUUAUAACUCAACACCCACAUCAUUUAGAGAAUGUUCAUAAAAACUAGUUGGACUAUGCAAAAAUUACUACCAAAGAAUGCUGCGUUCAAGAAACAACAGGAAUGAAACAUGUAGCCUUGUUUGUUUUCUCCAAAGCAGUGAUCAUGGAUGAUGAAACUGGAAAUCAUGAAUAUUAAUAUGCCAUGUUAGUUUAUGCAGGCCUACUGUUUUAAACAGCCUGUUACACCUAAGUCAAAUAUUAAUGUGGCCAAGGAUUGGUUCAUUCAUUUGCAUGUUGUGUGAUUAGAGGCCUAAUGAAAAGAAAGGUAUUAAUGGCAUCUGCUGAAUCUGGGAGUUCUCCAUGGCACUGAACACUACUGUGUAGUUACAAACCAUUACUGUGAGUUUGAUGAUGCUCCAACAAAUAUGUAGGCCAUGUUUUCCAUUUAUUAUAGAUCAAUUGAUGAUUAACUAUAGAUGAUUACCUGAAAAGAACAUCAGGUUGGUCUUUGAAAUAAUGGAUUUCAGAAUCAGAAUCACCUUUAUUCGCCAAAUACAUUUACACAUACCCAUAAUUUGCCUUGGUGAGAAGGUGCUGCCAGCAAUAUACAAACAGAGUACAGACACAAGUCCACAUAGACAUCAUAUAGAAUAUACAAUAUCAGAACACUAACCAUAAAACAUAAAACUCUAGAGUAUAUUAUAGGCUGAUUACAGUGGGAAUAUACCAUUUACAGAUGGGAUAUAUCUAUAUAAGCAGAGGGAGGGAUGUUGCUGUGUCGAAUAUAUACAGUGCAUAUACAGUGUUGUGCUGAGGUGUACAUUGUGCCAUUGCAGUAUAGUGCAGAUUGGUAUUCGAGGUCAUUGAUGACAAGGUGCAGUAAUCGGCCCAAUGCAAAGUCACUUAAUCCCUAUGAGCCCGAUGGCCGGUUGAUGAGGGCCACAGCAUGGGGGAAGAAACUGUUCAGGUGGUGGGCGGUUUUGGUCAUGAUUGGCCUAAUCCGUCUGCCAGAGAGGAGUCUUUGAAAUAUGGGGUGUCCAUGGUGGGCAGGGUCGGCGAUGAUCUGACCUGCAAGCUUCCUUAUCCUGGAGGCGUGCAGGUCCUUGAUGGAGGGCAGGUGACAACCGAUGACUUUCCACAGACCGGACGAUGCACUGCAGUUUGCCCUUGCAGUGGGCAGACGCAGACCCAAACCAGGUGAUAGAAAAGGUGAGGAUGGACUCCUUUGGUCACGUUUUCCCCCUAUAGUAGGCUAUAUGGCCUGGUUCUUGGAUGUACACAUUGGAGAGGGCUAGAUGCCCAUAUUAAGCAGGACAAGCUUUCUCAUGGGGCUUCUAAAGUGCAGGCAGGAGGGUUGAAAUGCAAACAUGUCAUUGACAUGCAGAGGUUCUCUUCACUUUGUCCGUCAAAGAGAUGGAAGUCAACACUGACUUUGGUUUUACUCACUAUUGGAAACAUAAGCCCUACAGAUAUGAGUUGAGGAUGAACAACAUAAAUGUCCUGCUAACUUAUGAGUUGGAUGUGGCUCUGACUAUUUAACUGGCCACAACUCCAUAUUAAGAAGGUCUUCCUAAUGUUUGGUAUACGCAGUGUAUGUCUGGAUUGGAGAAUAUGUGGGCUGUGCAGGCUUAAAGGCCCAGUGCAGUCACAAACUAGAUUUACGUGUGUUUUAUAUAUAUUUCCACACGAUGAGGUUGGAAUUAGAGCUGUUUAAAAAGACCGCCUGAAAUUUCAGCCUGUUUUGGUGGGGUGGAGUUUUGGCCUGCCUGGUGACAUCACCUGGUGGUAAAUAGUAUUUAUAUUAUGUUAAUAGACCUAUAAGAAAGGGAGUUCCAAACCUCUCUGCCAAUAACAGCUAGUUUUCAGUUUUUCCCUCCCCACUCAGACAACUCCCAGAUAGUCCUAGCAACAUUUUUGAUUGAGAAAUUGUUCUUUACUAAGAAGCUAUUUUUGUUUGUUAUUGACCAUUUUGAUUGAAAAUAAUCAAAGUAAGGUACUUAAUUGUUACCCAGAAAAUAUUUGAUAUUGAGAUAAAAACGGCUGCAUUGGACCUUUAACGGUCCAACUCAUAACAGAGCUGGCUUUAGUUCAAUAGUAGCCUCUGCUGAGUCCCCAACAACCGGAUGUUCCGGUUUUCAGGGGAAAUGGAAAUAGAGCCUGUGAUGCAGUUUUCGCUUUUGGUCAUUAAACUCUUACCCUACGAGGUCCGGAGCCUGCUGGUUUUCUGUUCUACCUGAUAAUAAAUUGCACCCACUUGGUGUCCCAGGUCUAAAUCAGUCUCUGAUUAGAGGGGGGAAAUGAAAAAAAAGCAUUGGAACUGGCUUUGAGGUCCAGAGUUGAGUUUGAGGGAUGUAGGAUCUAGUGUCAGGCAUUUAUUUUAUGCCUGCUACGUUAGGUUAGUUCAAUAGUUAAUUCCAUUCCAUACCAUUGUUGGAAGCAGUGACUGUAGUGGACGGCAAUGCUGGCUUUUGGCCAAAUUUGGGUUCCCUUCUCCAUCCCCAAAUAUGCCCAACAUGUCUGGUAUCAGUAAAAAGUCAGUGAAAAGGUGAGAAUAAAUAAGAUACGAGUAAUGAAAAUGGAGAACCACACAGUGGUACACAGUGUAUAAUGUCAGCAGAGUGUUCUCUGUUCCAGCCUCUUUCUUCCUCUAUUCUCUUCUCUUUAGCUGAUGUCGACUGUGUUUACUAUGCUUGAGUAAGCAUUAAUAACCUCAACAGGAUAUGAAUAAAGGCUACCUCUCUGUCUAUGUGUGACAAUAACAAGAAGGAUAGCCCUGGGUAGGCUAGAGAGAGAGAGAGAGAGAGAGAGAGAGAGAGAGAAGAGAGAUAGAGAGAGAGAGAGAGAGUAGAGAGCGAGAGAGAGAGAGAGAGAGAGGAGAGAGAGAGAUAUAGAAGCUAUAUACUCUCUAGCUAGCCUCUCUCUCAUCAUCUGCUCUCUCAUUACUCUCCUCUCUCUCUCCUCCUCGCUCUGCUUCUUGGCUCCCUUUUCUUCUCCCCCAUUUUGCCUACCCAUGUUAUACCAUGGGACCUAAAUCACUGCCCUGGUGGCCCAGCCUGCUCUACCAUGGGAUUGAAUAGAAGGGAGAAUCCAAUGAAAAAUAAACAUUAUGAAAAUUGGAAACAUGAAAAGUGGAAACCACAAACUCAAUUCAUGUUGAAUACCUUCAUAAAAGGUAUGGUGACUAUUUCUUCAGAGCUACAGUAAGGAAAGAAGAAUGUUGCUGUUAAGCCAUUGGUCGCUCAACCGGGGAAACUGCAUUAUUGUAACAUAAAUAUACAUAUUCCAUGUGACGCUGCAUUUUUUACAUUUGCCCUUGGGUGGGGAAAAACCCACUGUUGCCCCUUCUUCAGCCAAUUUACAUUGAUGUUCAUUUACGAUUGCUUAAGGACAGGCAAGAUGAUCGUGCAGAUCAUCAUUCAGUUAACUUCUUUAUGGAGCUCAAUUAGUAAAUUAACUGGUGUCGUCAUAAUGAGCAGAGAGCCUACACAGAACCUGGAUUGCAGUCAUAGAACAGAUGCAGGAACAUACUUCCAUGAUAAGCUCUUAUUAAACGAGCAUGAGGUUGCAAAGUGCUAUCAGUAUGGUGGGCAACCAUGUAGCACAGCUCCUAAGGUGUUUGUUUGUGAUUAGGUUUAUACCCAUAGUUUUUAGGCAAAUGUAAGAUGCUUCAGAAAUGAAUGGAUGUGGAUGGAUGGAUGGAUGGAUUGGGCAUGUGAUGAACAAUAUGGUAAUUAUCGAGAAGCAGAAAUUGUGGCACUGUGGUUUAUAGGCCUAUUGUAUAUAUCUCCUUCGUCAUCAUUCAUGUUAUGGAAGGGGCUCAGUUGCUUCAAUGAACCUGUGACAAUGUGGCUUGCCUUGCGUCCGUUGAUUGUCUACUCUACCUGUUGCCGAGUUUAUUACUAACAUUAGCCCAAUAUUUAUAACAUUGCAAAGUAAUUUAACUAAUAUAAGUCGCCAUUGUUGUGUUUGAAGAAAUGUGCAACUUCAUUCACCUUGCUUCUGUGUUUGUUUGGUUAUACUGUCAUGUCAAUAAUUGCUCCCACACAAGCAUGUGGUUUAAGAAACAUUACACAGUUCUUAGUUUACAUGGUCCGUAUUUAGCUAUCAUUAAAAGUAAUACAUUACUCACUUUAGAUAUGUAUACACAUUUUUUUACAUGCAGCAAUUUUGUGAAAAAUUGUGAGUGACAGAAAAAUAACAGGAGCUAAAGCAAGUAUUCACUGAAUACCACAUUAGAAUGUUGACAGGAAGGAAUGUUCUAAGGAAUGUUCCCGAAUGUAGAUCAUUUUGGUAGUGGUUGUCUCAACAGGAGAAUGGGAGGCUGGGGAUCAUGAAUCAUAUUGUGAACGCAUCCAAGAGACUGCUGCAUUCCCAGUCCCACUCAUCCUCAGACAUCAAGUGGGAUUUGGGGACUUGUUUGGCGAGGUAACACAACAAGUCUGUUUGAAGAACAAGUAUUACAGCAACAAUAAACUCAUUUUACUGUAGUAAAUCAAGUCCAUACAGUUUUCCAAAAGUACUGGUUAGUGGCAAUAACUCAUCUAAAACCAGUGUGAGUUUGACUUCAUACUGUAGCUAGCUAGGCCUAUCCAUCUGAAUGCAACAAUACAAGAUGCUAAGAAGACAUUGGAUAUUGGUAGGUAACAGGAACAGUAGCUAGCUAGACCACUUUCAAUCAUCAUGGCCUGUUUACCAAUGGAAUUAUCAAUUGAAACCUGAAACUUGAACUUGCAUCAACACUUUAGAGAUGUUAAUUGGCAACUCAUUGUGACAUUGUUUCCCCCACGUCCGAUGUGUGCUUCCGGUCCUAGGGGGAGACAACUUGUUGGAUUGGGUGCCCAUUCACAUUGCCCAGUGUGGAGAUGCCAUAUUUUGGAGCAGGGGUUUAGUUUCUCUCUGUUUGUUAUUUGAGUGUGUAAAUCAAAUCAAAUCAAAUUGUAUUUGCCACAUGCGCUGAAUACAACAGGUGUAGACAUUACCGUGAAAUGCUUACUUACAGCCCUUAACCAACAAUGCAUUAAUAUUUUUAUAAAGAAGUAAAAUAAAACAACCACAACAAAAAAGUGUUGAGAAAAAAAGAGCAGAAGUAAAAUAAAAUAACAAUAGGGAGGCUAUAUACAGGGGGGUACCGGUGCAGAGUCAAUGUGCGGGGUCACCGGCUAGUUGAGGUAGUUGAGGUAAUAUGUACAUGUGGGUAGAGGUAAAGUGACUAUGCGUAAAUAAUUAACAGAGUAGCAGCAGCGUAAAAAGAUGGGGUGAGGGUGGGGGGGCAGUGCAAAUAGUCCGGGUAGCCAUGAUUAGCUGUUCAGGAGUCUUAUGGCUUGGGGGUAGAAGCUGUUGAGAAGCCUUUUGGACCUAGACUUGGCUCUCCGGUACCGCUUGCCGUGCGGUAGCAGAGAGAACAGUCUAUGACUUGGGUGGCUGGAGUCUUUGACAAUUUUGAGGGCCUUCCUCUGACACCGCCUGGUAUAGAGGUCCUGGAUGGCAGGAAGCUUGGCCCCAGUGAUGUACUGGGCCGUACGCACUACCCUCUGUAGUGCCUUGCGGUCGGAGGCCGAGCAGUUGCCAUACCAGGUGGUGAUGCAACCAGUCAGGAUGCUCUCGAUGGUGCAGCUGUAGAACCUUUUGAGGAUCUGAGGACCCUUGCCAAAUCUUUUCAGUCUCCUGAGGGGGAAUAGGCUUUGUCGUGCCCUUUUUACGACUGUCUUGGUGUGUUUGGACCAUGAUAGUUCGUUGGUGAUGUGGACACCAAGGAACUUGAAGCUCUCAACCUGUUCCACUACAGCCCCGUCAAUGAGAAUGGGGGCGUGCUCAGUCCUUUUUUUUUUCCUGUAGUCCACAAUCAUCUCCUUUGUCUUGGUCACGUUGAGGGAGAGGUUGUUAUCCUGGCACCACACGGCCAGGUCUCUGACCUCCUCCCUAUAGGCUGUCUCAUCGUCGUCGGCAAACUUAAUGAUGGUGUUGGAGUCGUGCCUGGCCAUGCAGUCAUGGGUGAACAGGGAGUACAGGAGAGGACUGAGCAUGCACCCCUGAGGGGCCCCCGUGUUGAGGAUCAGCGUGGCAGAUGUGUUGUUACCUACCCUUACCACCUGGAGGCGGCCCGUCAGGAAGUUCAGGAUCCAGUUGCAGAGGGAGGUGUUUAGUCCCAGGAUCCUUAGCUUAGUGAUGAGCUUUGAGGGCACUAUGGUGUUGAACGCUGAGCUGUAGUCAAUGAAUAGCAUUCUCACGUAGGUGUUCCUCUUGUCCAGGUGGGAAAGGGCAGUGUGGAGUGCAAUAGAGAUUGCAUCAUCUGUGGAUCUGUUGGGGCGGUAUGCAAAUUGGAGUGGGUCUAGGGUUUCUAUUGUUUUGGGUUGAGGUAUGGUUCUAUGCUAUUAUUAGGAGUGUAAAAUCUGUGAUGUAUUUUAGAAAGAUAAUGUCACCUCUGUAGAAGUGAGUUGGUUUGACCCGUUCCAGUUGGAGAGUUAGCAACUAGGAUACAUUUUUGACAGUUUGUUUCAGACCUUCAGGGCUGGAGGAAAAGGGUAGACUGCUAAAAGUUAUCUGCGUGUCCCUCUGCAAUAGUAAUAAUGCUUGUUAUGAGUGCAGCUUUAAAGUAAAGGAGCUGUAGGACAAUGUGAAAUGUUUACAAGACAGUUAUUCUAGCUUUACUUAUUUUCUAGGAUCCACUUUGUAAAAUAUAAAGUUGACAGCCUACCACUAUAAUCUUGCUGUAAAUAAAACAGCAGACUCCUAACUUAACUUUUUCACAAGACCACAUAAUCUGAAACAGGUACUUUGCUUUCUAAAUCCACUGUCGAUGAGUUCUGAUUAUUACAAGGAGCAUGUGUGCGCCUAAAUUGAAAAAUGUAGGGGCACACAAAGAAAUGUAGGAGCACAAUGAACAAUAUUUGAGAUAUUAAAGCUAGAAAACGUAAUUUUUCUAGGCGCACUGGUGCUUCUAGAUUACAUUUUCAGAUCGCACAGCAAAGUAUUUAGGCGGAUAUGCGAGUAAAAUGGUUGACUGUACAGCCCUCAUAUCAUUGUCAGCUGUUGCAGUGGUUGGUACAGUUAUUAUAUCAAUCGUGAUCUUCAUUAUAUUAGCAAAGCCAUUAUCAUUCUAAUCUAGACUGUAUUGAUUAUAGCACUGGCAUAUUAGCUGAUUAAAAUGCAUGAAGAAGAUGAAGCAACCCAUUGACUGGAUAGAAUGAGACUGUCAUGCUGCAGAAUGAGACUGUCAACCUUGGGGUUGAAGAAGCGUUAAAUUACUUGAAUUAGAGCUCAUUCAAUGCAUGAAGCUGGAGAAACCCACAUGAGGGAUAGGGGAGUGGAGUGUUUCCUUACUAUGUAACCUUUGCAUUACUAUGUGACCUUAACUCUGGGCCCUAGUGGUAGCCUAGACUGUAUCCAAGGCACAGUGUUCUAGUCAGUCAAGAAAACCCCAACACUAUAGUUCUGUGUUCAUCCACCAAUAAGAGUCCCUCCUACUAUAUUAACACCUCCACCCCCAUCAACAGAGAAUUGUUCCUCUCACUGGUGUAAGAUCUGUAAAUGCCAUCAGCUCCUGAAGAUGCCCUUGGUCAGCUGCAAAAAGAUAAACAUUUCCCUUCAAAUGUAUUUUCCCUUCAAAUGUUACACUUCCAUUGUUUUUUAUCAAUAGUCCUUACUCAUUCUCAACAGAUUGCAUGCUAUGCCAUUCUGUUGCUGUUGUAAUAAUGUGUAAUCUCCGUUGAAAGAGGCAUAUGGAAACUGCCUGUGUGAUAUCUGUACAAACCCAGUUCUCACAGAGCACUCAGAUUUUUCUGAAGUGGAGAGAACUAUAAAUGGAGAAUAAAUGGAAAAUCUACCCUGUGUAAUCACUGUGCUUUCAUAAGCCACUCAUUUUGUGUUCUCCAUGUUCAGUUCAUUAUGUUAUUUUGGUUCUGUGUGUACUAUGCAAUGCGGUACAAAGUGUUUUUGUGCUUGGGUAACAGUUGGUUAUCAACAAGUACUAAGGGUAAAGCGCUUAAGACUGUGGAAUUCUGUUGUGGUCCAAUCACUCUUAGCACAAUAGUGUUUAAUAUCAAACCACUUAUCAUUAUUGUAUUCUUUAUGUUUCUUAGUUUGCUAAAUUAAGUCGCUGAAUGGAAGCAGUGGCCCCUUUGUGGCCCUGUCUGGAAGAUCAUUUCAGUUUAAAAGGCAAAAAUCUCAGUGCUCAGGAAGGAUGUCAUUUUGAAGAAUAGUGGGUUGUAUUUUGGAUGGCUUGUCCGACAUGGCUCUUAUAGUAGUUUGCUUUCUGUCUGCUGCUUGCCAUAUGUUAUCAUGACAGCUUCUAACCUGUCUCUCAUUUCUCUCUUUCUUUCUUUCUCAAACAUCUGUCUAUCGCCCUCCUCUGCUUUAUCUCUCUCUUUCUCUUUCUGUCUUCCUCUAUCCUCCUCUCAACCUCAUCUCUCUCUCUGUCUUCCCUACCACUCCCCCUCUCUCCCUCCCCCCUCUCUCUCUCCCUCCCCCUCUCUCCCUCCAGCUCCCGAUCCUGGCCUCCUCUGUGGUCAGCCUGUAUUUCCUGGAGCUGACCGAUGUGUUCAAACCGGUGCGGUCGGGUUACAGCUGCAAUGACCGCAGUCUGAGCAUGCCCUACAUCGAGCCCGCUGAGGAAGUCAUCCCUUUCCUCAUGCUCUUCAGCCUGGCCUUCGCUGGACCUGCAGCUACGGUCAGUAUAACCACAAACCUCAUUCUCUAGCUCCGUAUUGGUUGCCUAAAGGAUGUAGCAUCAUAGGUUCCAGAUCUGUUUUUGCUGUCUUACCAACUCCUAGUCAAGCCAAACAAUGACCAUAGAAGUUGGAAAGACAGUACUAUCAGAUCUGGGACCAGGCUAGUAGCAUCAGUGUGCUCUUCAAUUUACUCUCAUGCCGGUGUUAGGUGAACUCACAGUCAGUGUUUCCCCAAAUGUAUUCUGAAGUGAUCACUUCUUAGGGUUUAGGGCCUGUGUGCUGGAAAACUCACUCCGUCCUGGUUUACUCACUGUGUGUGUGCUUAGUCCCCCUCUAAGGGUUCAAUAUUCAGUGUGCCAGCUAAAUUCACUCUUCGUGUUUCAUUUCUAAGGGCUUACUCACGGCCAGCAUGCCCUUAAACUCAGUGUGUUCCCUCCAAAUGGUUCAUCCACAUUUCAGUAGUCACAUAUGGUUUAUUCAUGCUGAAUGAGAGUUCAGGGAGAAUCCAAAGGGCUUACUUACACUGUCUGGGGUUCACUCCAAAAAAGAAUGCUCAUUUACCUGGAUUUACUAUUUUCAGAAGGAUUUUCUCCCAAUGGUAUGUCACAAUUUGUUUAUUCAUGCAGAUGAAUUCACUCCUAGACUGUAGGAUCACUUCUAAGGGUUCACUCACCCAGAAGUGUACACUCCCUAGGGUUUUUCCAUGUACAGUGGAUCUACCUUUAGGGUCUAGUAAAGAAUAGGUUUUCAUUGUUUUCAAGUGUUCUGGCUUUGGGCUUGUAGGGGUUCAAAUGCCAUCAUUUUGCUAAAGGUCUUGAUUUUGUAAUAGUCUCUUCCAUAAAGAUAACAUCUCUAUGGUUUUCUAUCUAUGGUCUCUUCUCUGUAUUAGACACUGCUAAUGUGAGAAAACAACAGACCUGACGGUGUCUGUGAGACAGUUUCCCAUGGACCUUUUAUGGAAAGUGUUGGCCUACACAUUCCAAAACAUCUCCUGAUUUUUCUGGUUAAUAAUUGUCAUAAUUCAACAUUCAUUUGGCGUGUUAUAUUCAUACAAUUCUUAGCAUCACUCUGCUGCUGCUCUCUCUCUACGCUCCUCAGCAAAAAUUCCUCUGACAGCAUCGCGCUUGGCGACACAUUCUCUUUCUCUCUUUUGGCUGUUAUCACCUAGGCAACCUGUGCUUCUUGCAGUGUCAUGCUUUGUCUCUCAGACCCGUACAGUUUGGCUGGCGCUGUCAGUUUCUAUUGGACUGUUGCCCACCUAGGGCCACUGUCUGAACAUCAACACAGACAGAGACAGACAGACAAACAGACAGACCUGAGACAGAAAUUUGUCGGGUCAUGUGGUGAAGGUUUUUUGAAGUCCUAUAGUAGCCUACUGCAUGCUAUAUUUAACAGGUGGACUUGGGGUGCUUAGAAUGACAGUAGGUUAUGAUAAAGCAUAGCCAUGAUAAGGCCAAUUAUUGUUAUAGCUGAAAUUCAUCUGCUAAAACCAUUUAUGGAUUUUAUAAAACAGCUUUCCACUGAAGGGUUUACUUGUGUUUUUUAAAGCUUGCAUUACUUGGUCUCGAGGUGGAAACACACAGAGGAAUCUACACUUGGUUUCUCUAUUUAGCUUUCUUCUACUUUAGCUAUAUGACUACAUUAUCGGACUAUGAAACUGGCUUUGCAGUCAAAAUGAAUAUGGUUCAGAUACUGAGCUGUGACUGUAAUUGUUAAAGAAAUAGGUCACUAUACAUCUUUAGUAUUAUACACAAAAACUACAGACGGCCAUAUAAUACAAAAGCAUACUAAAAUCCUUUCAGUAUAAUGGCUUAUGUGUCCACCUCUAGCAACAUGUGCUAUGAUGGUUAAUGCAACUCCCUAUCUCUCUCCUUGAGUCAUUAACGUCAUAUUAUCCCCCUUAUUUGAGAUAUAUCAAAUAAAUAGAUUCUAUAACAUCAACAUCUCUGUAUACCCGUCACAAGACCCACUGGUUGAUGCUUAUUUAUAAAACUAUCUUAGGCCUCAAUCCCCCCUAUCUGAGAUACCUAAUGCAGCCCUCAUCCUCCACAUACAACACCCAUUCUGCCAGUCACAUUCUGUUAAUGGUCCCCAAAGCACACACAUCCCUGGGUUGCUCCUCUUUUCAGUUCGCUGCAGCUAGCGACUGGAACGAGCUGCAAAAAACACUCAAACUGGACAGUUUUAUCUCCAUCUCUUCAUUCAAAGACUCAAUCAUGGACACUCUUACUGACAGUUGUGGCUGCUUCGUGUGAUGUAUUGUUGUCUCUACCUUCUUGCCUUUGUGCUGUUGUCUGUGCCCAAUAAUGUUUGUAACAUGUUUUGUGCUGCUACCAUGUUGUGCUGCUGCCAUGUUGCGUUGCUACCAUGUUGUUGUCAUGUGGUGUUGCUGCCAUGUUGUGUUGUCAUGUGUUGCUGCCAUGCUAUGUUGUUGUCUUAGGUCUCUCUUUAUGUAGUGUUGUGGUGUCUCUGUUGUCGUGAUGUGUGUUUUGUCCUAUAUUUUUAUUUUCUAUCCCAUGCCUUUUGCCUUUUGGUAGGCCGUCAUUGUAAAUAAGAAUUUGUUCUUAACUGACUUGCCUAGUUAAAUAAAGGUUAAAUAAAAUAAAUAAAUAAAUACAUAUUCUGUAGCAGGAUCUUUUUGUUAAUGUUUUCUUUUGUAUUCUACCCCCUUUUUCUCCCCAAUUCCGAACUUAUCUUAUCGCUGCAACUCCCCAACGGGCUCGGGAGGCGAAGAUCGAGUCAUGCGUCCUCUGAAACAUGACCUGCCUAACCGCGCUUCUUAACACCCGCCCGCUUAACCCGGAAGCCAGCCGCACCAAUGUGUCAGAGGAAACACUGUUCAACUGACGAUCGAGGUCAGCCUGCAGGCGCCCAGCCUGCCACAAGGAGUCGCUAGAGCAGGAUGAGCCAAGUAAAGCCCCCCCGGCCAAAACCUCCCCUAACCCGGACGACGCUGGGCCAAUUGUGCGCCGCCCAAUGGGACUCCCGAUCACGGCCGGUUGUGAUACAGCCCGGGAUCGAACCCGCGAUGCAGUGCCUUAGACCGCUGCACCACUCGGAAGGCCCCCAACAGGAGAUAUUAUUGAUGGACUAUGAAUCCUGCCUUAUAUAAUUUGUUCCCACUCGCUGAUCCUCUCAUCAUUAAAGUAAAUGCAUGCAAUUACCUAUUUAAUGUCAUGUUCCUCCUACCAUGCAGAACGCACACUUUACAUUAUACAGUAUAGGCCAGGGUUCUUCAAUUCCGUUCCUGGAGGGCCGAAACACUUCUGUUUUUAAUUUCUACCUGGUAGUUAAUUGCACUCACCUGGUGUCCCAGGUCUGAAUUAGCCCCUGAUUAGAAGGAGAGGAUGAAAAACAGAGGUGUUUUGGCCCUCCAGGACCGGAAUUGAAGAACCCUGGUAUAGGCUGUACUGUAGUAAUUACUCAUAAAAUGGAAAGUUGUAUACCGCUAUAGAACAUCUAAACAAUUUGGCAAUGGAUAUUAAUUUAUUCAGAGGGCAUGCCUAUGUAGCAUGAAUGUAUCUCACUCUUCUAGAAGUGUUCUGCCCUUGGGCUUUUACAGGUUAAAGUGUCAUCAUUUAUCUGUUUUGUUUGAAAUGUAUAUUUUGUCCAAAGUCUUCUUUGUUGAAAUUACAUUUUUAUGAAUGAUUCUUCUGCCAAAACAAUUUCACCCCUUGAGGAUUCUGUUUUCUACUACUACUUUUAUGAUUUGUAGAUUGAACACACUUUUCUAGUAUUUCAAACAUACACAUUCACAUAUGUGUUCAUCAUUUUUAAUUUGCUGUAUUUUAAUAUUGCAAAUAGAUUGUGGCUUCAAUCAUUGUAAUUGUUUGCAUAAUUUCCAAUUCCCCAUAUAUUUUUUAAAGAAAUAAAAAUAUUAUUUUAAAUAUGUAGAGUGCAUUCGGAAAGUAUUCAGAACCCUUCACCUUCUCCACAUUUUAUUUUAUGGGAAACAAUUAUUGUGAUUAAUCGUAUACUGUCCCUAACAUCAUUACCCCUUAGCAACAGACAUGGGAUACAUACAGUGGCUUGCGAAAGUAUUCACCCCCCUUGGCAUUUUUCCUAUUUUGUUGCCUUAUAAUCUGGAAUUUAAAUGGAUUUUGGGGGGAUUUGUAUAAUUUGAUUUAUACAACAUGCCUACCACUUCGAAGAUGCAAAAUAUUUGUCAUUGUGAAACAAAAAAGAAAUAAGACAAAAAAACAGAAAAUUUGAGCAUGCAAAACAAUGCAAACAAAGCUUAUAGAGACAUACCCCCCCCCCCCCCCCCCCAAAGUCAAUACUAUGUAAAGCCAUCUUUUGCAGCAAUUACAGCUGCAAGUCUCUUGGGGUAUGUCUCUAUAAGCUUGGCACAUCUAGCCACUGGGAUUUUUGCCCAUUCUUCAAGGCAAAACUGCUCCAGCUCCAUCAAGUUGGAUGGGUUCCGCUGGUGUACAGCAAUCUUUAAGUCAUACCACAGAUCCUCAAUUGGAUUAAGGUCUGGACUUUCACUAGGCCAUUCCAAGACAUUUAAAUGUUUCCCCUUAAACCACUCAAGUGUUACUUUAGCAGUAUGCUUAGGGUCAUUGUCCAGCUGGAAGGUGAACCUCCGUCCCAGUCUCAAAUCUCUGGAAGACUGAAACAGGUUUCCCCUCAAGAAUUUCACUGUAUUUAGCGCCAUCCAUCAUUCCUUCAAUUCUGAUCAGUUUCCCAGUCCCUGCCGAUGAAAAACAUCCCCACAGCAUGAUACUGCCACCACCAUGCUUCACUGUGGGGAUGGUGUUCUCAGGGUGAUGAGAGGUGUUGGGUUUGCGCGUUUUCCUUGAUGGCCAAAAAGCUCAAUUUUAGUCUCAUCUGACCAGAGUACCUUCUUCCAUAUGUUUGGGGAGUCUACCACAUGCCUUUUGGCGAACACUAAACGUGUUUGCUUAUUUAUUUCUUUAAGCAAUGGCUUUUUUCUGGGCACUCUUCCGUAAAGCCCAGCACUGUGGAGUGUACGGCUUAAAGUGGUCCUAUGGACAGACUCCAAUCUCCGCUGUGGAGCUUUGCAGCUCCUUCAGGGUUAUCUUUGGUCUCUUUGUUGCCUCUCUGAUUAAUGCCCUCCUUGCCUGGUCUGUGGGUUUUGGUGGGCGGCCCUCUCCUGGCAGGUUUGUUGUGGUGCCAUAUUCUUUCAAUUUUUUAAUAAUGGAUUUAAUGGUGCUCCAUGGGAUGUUCAAAGUUUCAGAUAUUUUUUUAUAACCCAACCCUGAACUGUUUGGAGAGCUCCUUGGUCUUCAUGGUGCCGCUUGCUUGGUGGUGCCCCUUGCUUAGUGGUGUUGCAGACUCUGCGUCCUUUCAGAACAGGUGUAUAUAUACUGAGAUCAUGUGACAGAUCAUGUGACACUUAGAUUGCACACAGGUGGACUUUAUUUAACUAAUUAUGUGACUUCUGAAGGUAAUUGCACCAGAUCUUAUUUAGGGGCUUCAUAGCAAAGUGGGUGAAUACACAUGUACGCACCACUUUUCCAUUAUUUAUUUUUUUAAUUUCACUUCACCAAUUUGGAGUAUUUUGUUUAUGUCCAUUACAUGAAAUCCAAAUAAAAAUCCAUUUAACUUACAGGUUGGAAUGCAACAAAAUAGGAAAAACGCCAAGGGGGAUGAAUACUUUUGUAAGGCACAAACUCUCCCCACCAUACCCCCACAAACAACCACAAGCUCAGACGUUCAACAGUUGUUCCAUCCCCGAGCCCAACUCAAGAGAAGACUUGAUGUGCGAAAGCAUAUACAGUUGUAGCUGUUUAAGAAGGCAUGCAAAAUUGAGCAAGAAUGGGGAGAUUUGCUUAACCAAUGUCAAGUCCUAGCUGAUGGAUCUCAGAUACAGUGGGGAAAAAAGUAUUUAGUCAGCCACCAAUUGUGCAAGUUCUCCCACUUAAAAAGAUGAGAGAGGCCUGUAAUUUUCAUCAUAGGUACACGCCAACUAUGACAGACAAAUUGAGAAUUUUUUUUCCAGAAAAUCACAUUGUAGGAUUUUUUAUGAAUUUAUUUGCAAAUUAUGGUGGAAAAUAAGUAUUUGGUCACCUACAAACAAGCAAGAUUUCUGGCUCUCACAGACCUGUAACUUCUUCUUUAAGAGGCUCCUCUGUCCUCCACUCGUUAUCUGUAUUAAUGGCACCUGUUUGAACUUGUUAUCAGUAUAAAAGACACCUGUCUACAACCUCAAACAGUCACACUCCAAACUCCACUAUGGCCAAGACCAAAGAGCUGUCAAAGGACACCAGAAACAAAAUUGUAGACCUGCACCAGGCUGGGAAGACUUAAUCUGCAACAGGUAAGCAGCUUGGUUUGAAGAAAUCAACUGUGGGAGCAAGUAUUAGGAAAUGGAAGACAUACAAGACCACUGAUAAUCUCCCUCGAUCUGGGGCUCCACGCAAGAUCUCACCCCGUGGGGUCAAAAUGAUCACAAGAACGGAGAGCAAAAAUCCCAGAACCACACGGGGGGACCUAGUGAAUGACCUGCAGAGAGCUGGGACCAAAGUAACAAAGCCUACCAUCAGUAACACACUACGCCGCCAGAGACUCAAAUCCUGCAGUGCCAGACGUGUCCCCCUGCUUAAGCCAGUACAUGUCCAGGCCCGUCUGAAGUUUGCUAGAGUGCAUUUGGAUGAUCCAGAAGAGGAUUGGGAGAAUGUCAUAUGGUCAGAUGAAACCAAAAUAUAACUUUUUGGUAAAAACUCAACUCGUCGUGUUUGGAGGACAAAGAAUGCUGAGUUGCAUCCAAAGAACACCAUACCUACUGUGAAGCAUGGGGGUGGAAACAUCAUGCUUUGGGGCUGUUUUUCUGCAAAGGGACCAGGACGACUGAUCUGUGUAAAGGAAAGAAUGAAUGGGGCCAUGUAUCGUGAGAUUUUGAGUGAAAACCUCCUUCCAUCAGCAAGGGCAUUGAAGAUGAAACGUGGCUGGGUCUUUCAGCAUGACAAUGAUCCCAAACACACCGCCCGGGCAACGAAGGAGUGGCUUCGUAAGAAGCAUUUCAAGGUCCUGGAGUGGCCUAGCCAGUCUCCAGAUCUCAACCCCAUAGAAAAUCUUUGGAGGGAGUUGAAAGUCUGUGUUGCCCAGCGACAGCCCCAAAACAUCACUGCUCAAGAGGAGAUCUGCAUGGAGGAUUGGGCCAAAAUACCAGCAACAGUGUGUGAAAACCUUGUGAAGACUUACAGAAAACGUUUGAGCUGUGUCAUUGCCAACAAAGGGUAUAUAACAAAGUAUUGAGAAACUUUUGUUAUUGACCAAAUACUUAUUUUCCACCAUAAUUUGCAAAUAAAUUCAUUAAAAAUCCUACAAUGUGAUUUUCUGGAUUUUCUUUUGUCAUUUUGUCUGUCAUAGUUGACGUGUACCUAUGAUGAAAAUUACAGGCCUCUCUCAUCUUUUUAAGUGGGAGAACUUGCACAAUUGGUGGCUGACUAAAUACUUUUUUUCCCCACUGUACAUCCCUUUCCCCUGAAACACACACACGCUGGUCCCCCGUUGUGACCAUUUUCCGAAGCAUCUCUGAAAAUCUCACAUACUGUAUGUGUUCAUACAUAAUUGAAGUUAUCGCCUGCAGUUUUCUCCAUGUUGAUGUUUUCCUCUUUCUCAUACAGUCUGUCAUUGUAUGUUGUUUCCCACCUGUUCUCAUGUAGAUAUAUUUCCCCCGCUGCUUAGAUGGUUCAACCCAGAUAUUCAGUGUUUCCCAACAGGGUAAUUUGUUUCUCAUCCCGCAGGUGAGUUAGUACGUGCCAGCUGUCGUGGGGAGUUUCCCACGCUGGUCCUGUGGUUUGUCCCAGCUGUGGCCUGUGUAGUAACCAAUCUUUACCUCAGCAUGGCACAGGGAGCCGGGGGAGGGUUCAGACUGUAGUAGCUGCCUCAGAGGCAGUCCGUUAGUGUAGCUGCCUCCGAGGCAGCCAGUUAGUGUAGCUGCCUCCGAGGCAGCCAGUUAGUGUAGCUGCCUCAGAGGCAGUCAGUUAGUGUAGCUGCCUCAGAGGCAGCCAGUUAGUGUAGCUGCCUCAGAGGCAGUCAGUUAGUGUAGCUGCCUCAGAGGCAGUCAGUUAGUGUAGCUGCCUCUGAGGCAGCCAGUUAGUGUAGCUGCCUCAGAGGCAGUCAGUUAUUGUGGCUGCCUCAGAGGCAGAAGGCUCAGGUGGUGGAGCAGCCCUGCAUUCACUUUAGCUAUCUCACUUUCCCUAACAGAUGAUGCUAUCCACAGGCAAUUUAUAACUGAGAUUAUGAAUAAAUUAUCUGUCAGUGUUGGCGUCAUUACCAAAUAAAUUAUAGUCAAUUCAGGAGUGGAAUUGCAAUCCUAUGAAUAAAUUAUUUGGUCCAAUUAUUCAACAUACAGAAACUGAACUAGGAUGGACCCCAACCCUGGUCUAUGUUAAUUAAACACUCUUCUGUCCUUUCUGUCGAUUCUCUUCUUAGAUAAUGAUAGGAGAAGGUAUCCUGUAUUGCUGUCUGUCUAGGAGAAAGACUGGAGUCAAAACAGAGGCCAAUAUCAAUGCAGCCGGCUGCAAUUUCAACUCGUAUAUACGGCGUGCUGUUCGGUUUGUUGGUAAGUUUAGGUAUUUUCUCAAUCGGGACAUCUUGAAAACAUGUGUAUCUAACUUCACAACACCCAACACUGACCCAGCUGUGUAGUGAACACCCACAUUUUGUGUUUUGUCGUGUCUUUUGGUGAUUAGCUGAGGAAUAUCUCCCUUGCUCUCCCACUUUCCCCCCCCCCCCAUCCCCCCCCCCCCCCCCCAUCGCUCUACCAGGGGUCCACGUAUUUGGACUGUGCAUCACGGCUCUCAUCACUGACAUCAUCCAGCUGUCGACAGGCUACCACGCCCCAUACUUCCUGACAGUGUGUAAACCCAACUACACCACGCUCAACUUGACCUGUGACGACAGCUCCUUCAUCACAGAGGACUUCUGUUCUGGAGGAGCAGGCCCAGCCGUCAUCAACGCUGGCAGGUCAGAGUGCUGAUCUAGGAUCAUGUUUGCCAUUUAGAUCAUCAUUAAUAAGAUUACAUGGACAGGGGGGAUCUGAUCCUAGAUCAGCACUCUGGUUUAUGAAUACGGGCCCAGACUGUUUUGAAAAUUGAUUUUAAAAAAUGCAUUGAGAUUUGAAUGAUGCAUGCACCAUCACCCUCACAAGUAACUAGAUUAUUGAUAGAACAGGUGGUUCACCAUGACAGUAAGCAUUUGUGAAUAAUAUCCACUGUGUCUGUGGAAACAGGUGAAGGGUGAAGUUGCCCCUAGACACUGAUCAUGGGUCAGUUUAGCAUUUUUAGGACUGGUGGAUUUUUAGGACUGGUGGAGGGGAACAUUAUCCUAGAUUUGAAGGGGAAACCUAGGGGAAACUUCACCAUGGAGUUUGUAAACACAGGCACUGAAAUUGUGCUCUGCAAGUGGCACGCUACGUGGGUUUCCACAGAUGGUCAUUAGCAUAUCUCUCCAAUGUAGUAAAGUCUGAAACUGUAUAUACAGAAGUUUCACACAUUAUUACAGCAAACACAUUUUCCCGCCGGUAAACCAACAACAUGCCUACUGUACAUCUAUCUGUUGUUCAUAUUCUGUACAUUUGUAUUUAUUAUGGAUCCCCAUUAGCUGCUGCCAAGGCAGAAGCUACUAUUCCUUGGGUCCAGUAAAAUUAAGGCAGUUAUACAUUUUUAUAAUUUUUUAAAAACAUUACAAUACAUUCACAACAGAUUUCACAACAUAUUAAGUGUGUGCCGUCAGGCCCCUACUCUACUACCACAUAUCCACAACACAAAAUCCAUGUGUACGUGUGUGUAUAGUGCGUAUGUUAUCGUGUGUUUGUAUGCAUGGGUCUGUGCCUAUGUUUGUGUUGCUUCACAGUCCCCGCUGUUCCAUAAUUUUACUGCUUGCAUGAGUUACUUGAUGUGGAAUAGAGUUCCUUGUAGUCAUGGCUCUAUGUAGUACUGUACAUUGGAAAGCAAUGUUACGAAAUGCUAAUAUGCUAUGUUAAGAACAGUGCUAGCUUGCUAAACAACACCCACACUAGCCUCUACCUCAGGAGUGACUCGCUACCAGUCUCAGAGACAUUAGUUUGUUAAAGGCACUUAAAGGAAAGAAUCACCCAUUUUAAAUGUUAUAUCAUCAUAACAGCUGUAUUUCUGGCUGCUUGAACGAUACACAUGAAAACAUGAAAUGACCCUGGGAAUUGAUAGAACAUCGCUCACAGAUGCACAAAAACAAUAUAACAUAAAAAAUGGGUGAAUCUUUUUAUUUUAAUGUCUCCACUCUCCACCAAGUUGCUGGCUUACCUUAAUAAAUACUGUGUCUGACUCACUGUACAAUGUAGCAGUCCUAGCUACGGUCUGCCGGUACAGAAAUAAGAGGAGAGCAAGGAGAACCGGAGAUGCCUUUCCUACAGCCCACUCAGUUCAUCCCGGUGCACUUGCAAAGCAGGGAAUGUGUGGCAGACCUGCCUGAACCCACACACAGACCAGGCAACUCUUACCAAGGCUGUCAGUUUCUGUUUACUCAUCAAUAUGCGGAAUCUGUACUGUGUGUCUUCUGUUUUGUCCAGCCUCUCAGGAUGAGAAGUUGGCCUGUGCACAUUUGCAGGGAGAUAGGCCCUUUGGAAUCCAUAUUUUGAAGGUCCCUCAGUUGUCAGACAAAACUCGCUCAGUUGUCAGAUUAAACGUUGUUGAAUUUCUUAGGAUUAGGAUAUGUUUUAAGUCCCUUAGGGGUGUUGUUUUUGUAUUGUACAAAGGAUGUAUGAUAUGGAAUACUUUAAAAGGCAAGUGGGUCUGGAGGAGGACCAUAGAUAAAUGAUGGCUACAGCACAGUAGGUAUGUGCUGCUACUGAAAUCUGAUUGGCUGUCAUUUUAAUAAAGUAAAUAAACAGCUGUUUGUUGACUUUAUUCCUCGCUGGCAAGCUGGCUCAGGCUAGGGAUAUGACAAUAACUCACAAUGCUUAUGGUCAAACUGCUCAUAAUAUGGUUAGUGAUUUGCGGGGCAAAUAAAACCAACUCAUUGCUGUGGCAAAUCGAUCAUGGGAUGUGCCCUUCACGGUGGAUUUCCCUUUAGUCUGUCUCACUGUCUCUCAAGCGGAAGAUUAAAAUGACUGUCUCCCUCUCCUGUCGUUCUAGGAAGUCCUUUCCCUCGCAGCAUGCCACUCUGGCCGCCUUCGCUGCUGUCUACAUCUCUGUAAGUAAUCCAGCUACAAGCACACAUACACACACACACAUAGACGUACACACAUACACAUCCCUCUCCUCAGCUUACUGCCUCACAGCAGUCUAGUCUAACUGGUCCUCAUCCACUGGAUGACGACCAUGUGUCUUACUCUACAAAUGUUUUCCAUAUUACUGUAUUUUGGUUUGAACAGUCUCUGUUAAUGUCCACCAAAACAUACAUUUUCCUUGGAAUGGUUGAAUUGGAAUGCAGUCGUAAUGCAAAUCAAGUUUCGACAUGGGCUACCUCCGUUUACAGUUAAAAGCCUUUAAAAAAAAAUUGUAUAUUGAUUCCAGGCCUCUCUACAAACAAGAGCAAUUUGUCAAAUCUCUAAUGCAACUGGAUAUAUGGUAAAUAGAUAACUGUAUAGACGACAGCUGAAUUAACUGGAUAUAUGGUAAAUAGAUAACUGUAUAGACGACAGCUGAAUUAACUGGAUAUAUGGUAAAUAGAUAACUGUAUAGACGACAGCUGAAUUAACUGGAUAUAUGGUAAAUAGAUAACUGUAUAGACGACAGCUGAAUUAACUGGAUAUAUGGUAAAUAGAUAACUGUAUAGACGACAGCUGAAUUAACUGGAUAUAUGGUAAAUAGAUAACUGUAUAGACGACAGCUGAAUUAACUGGAUAUAUGGUAAAUAGAUAACUGUAUAGACGACAGCUGAAUUAACUGGAUAUAUGGUAAAUAGAUAACUGUAUAGACGACAGCUGAAUUAGCUGGAUAUAUGGUAAAUAGAUAACUGUAUAGACGACAGCUGAAUUAACUGGAUAUAUGGUAAAUAGAUAACUGUAUAGACGACAGCUGAAUUAACUGGAUAUAUGGUAAAUAGAUAACUGUAUAGACGACAGCUGAAUUAACUGGAUAUAUGGUAAAUAGAUAACUGUAUAGACGACAGCUGAAUUAACUGGAUAUAUGGUAAAUAGAUAACUGUAUAGACGACAGCUGAAUUAACUGGAUAUAUGGUAAAUAGAUAACUGUAUAGACGACAGCUGAAUUAACUGGAUAUAUGGUAAAUAGAUAACUGUAUAGACGACAGCUGAAUUAUUAGCUGUACGGCAUCCAUACUAGGAAGUCGUCAGUUGUCAGACAAAACUGUCCGAAAUCCGUCUUGCCUACUACCUACUAAAACGGCAUAUUGUGUAGUAAUCGUUCUACAUAGUGUUUAGAAUGUAUUGUUUAGUAAAAUCGAAUGCAGUAAGCAACAAAUGUCAACAUACUACAAAUGUCAUCUAAUGUGCAAUCGGGCUUGUUCCCCGCCAUUCGUUCAUUUUUAUAGAGUGCGUCCCAUAUUCUGAUUAUCAGCUGUUGUCAAACGCACGUGGGUCUGAAAAUAUAAUUAUCUUCCUCUAUAGUGUGCAGAAAAUUCUACUAGAUGAUAAGCCAAAAUAAAAAAUGUCACAUACUUUUAAAAAACAUUCUCUUUUCGCAUACCCAAAAUGCAUACUAUUUAGAAUGCAAGUAUGGAUAUUCGGACACGGCCAGUGAGUUGUCCGACAAAACUUCCACAGUUUUCAGUUGGCGACUUCCUAAUAGGGAUGCCUGAGUAAUGACACUGGUAUCUCUCCUCUCUCCUCCAGAUGUACUUCAACACUACGUUGACGGACUCCUCCAAGCUGCUGAAGCCCCUGCUGGUCUUCUCCUUCAUCAUGGGUGGCAUCAUCUGUGGCCUGACCCGCAUCAUCCAGUUCAAGAACCACGCCAUUGACGUCUACUGUGGCUUCCUCAUCGGAGGAGGGAUCGCCGUCUACCUGGUGAGAUGCUCUAGUAGAUCUAGUAGAUCUCUAGUUGAUCACUGAUCUUCUAGGUCUUGGUCCGGGGACACUACCUGGUGACACUCUACUACUGUAGAUCUAGGCUGCAUCUGAAAUAGAACCCUAUCCCCUAUAAAGUGCACUACUUUUUCUGAUCAAAAGAAGUGCACUAUAUAGGGGAUAGGGUGCCAUUUAAGACAUAUCCCUAGGCUCUUCAGUCCUGGUCCUGGAGACCGACAAGAGGUGCAGGUUUUUGUUCCAGUCCAUGUUGUAACACACCUAAUUCACCUUGUAAAUUAAAUAACAGGUCAAAUUGAUUAGUUUAAUUAGGUGUGUUAGUAUCAUGAUGGAAUAAAAGUCUGCAUACCCGGUGGGUCACCAGGACCAGGAUUGAAGAACACUGAUCUUAAGAUUCAUCUCAUUGAAGCCAUUAUUUCUAAUACUAGGGCACACCUCUGAUAUUGCUAGCCUCUCAUCUCCUUCUAGCCUCUUUAAAAAAAAGUGCUAUCUAGGACCUAAAACGGUUCUUCAGCUGUCCCCAUAGGAGAACCCUUUGAAGAACCCUUUUAUGUUCUAGGUAGAACCCUUUUGUUUCCAGGUAGAACCCUUUUGGGUUCCAUGUAGAACUCUUUCCACAGAGGGUUCUACAUGGAAACCAAAAGAGUUCUAACUGGAAAUAAAAAUAGUUCUACCUAGAACCAAAAAGGGUUCUCCUAUGGGGACAGCCGAAUAACCCUUUUGGAACCCUUUUUUCUAAGAGUGUAGCCUCUUAGAUAAGGUGCAACUGUCUGUCUGUAUAUUGAUGGAUGUAAUGAGUAGUGGCAUGUUUUGCUAGCUUGUUUGUUGAGUCUGUGGUGCUUUUGUAAAUGGGGUUACAGAAAUCCAAUUACCGGCAUGCUGAACAGAGCAGGAUGCACUAGUUUUGAGCAAUAUGAUUCAUGCUAUUGUAUGAGGGUGUCAAUGUUUCAACAUUAUUUAAAACUGUUGGCUAUAAUUAGGCUAUACGGUAAUGGAUAUGUCACCAAAAUGAAAUGUGCAUUGAAUUAGCUUAAUAUGCAGCAUCAGAUAUACAUAACAUGAUUACGAUUGGUAAAGAUACUGUACAGUACUGUGCAUUUGCUCAAAUCCAUUUCAGCAAUAUGCGGUAAAAUAUUCGAUUUUCAUGGUACAGGAUCAUAGACAGGUAUAAAUAACACGCAUGCACAUCCCACACACAUUCAUGUCACACCGCCUACACACACCCACACAAUAUCCUCACAUUUAAUAUUAUUUAAUCAGAAGUGAUUGAGGCUAUGAUGUGGCUAUGAUUGUGCCACUGACAAUUUACCACAACAGUAAUACAGUUUGCUGAUGCAUUAUCUCUGACUCAGUGACUAAGACAUGUGUCACAUGAUCAGUGGCAUACCAAAUCCAUUGCCAAAAUCUUGCAGACCUCAUGUUGAACGAAUGUCUCUUGGCUCUUGGUUAGGCUAUUUACAGUGGGGAAAAAAAGUAUUUAGUCAGCCACCAAUUGUGCAAGUUCUCCCACUUAAAAAGAUGAGAGAGGCCUGUAAUUUUCAUCAUAGGUACACAUCAACUAUGACAGACAAAUUGAGGGAAAAAAAUCCAGAAAAUCUCAUUGUAGGAUUUUUAAUGAAUUUAUUUGCAAAUUAUGGUGGAAAAUAAGUAUUUGGUCACCUACAAACAAGCAAGAUUUCUGGCUCUCACAGACCUGUAACUUCUUCUUUAAGAGGCUCCUCUGUCCUCCACUCGUUACCUGUAUUAAUGGCACCUGUUUGAACUUGUUAUCAGUAUAAAAGACACCUGUCCACAACCUCAAACAGUCACACUCCAAACUCCACUAUGGCCAAGACCAAAGAGCUGUCAAAGGACACCAGAAACAAAAUUGUAGACCUGCACCAGGCUGGGAAGACUGAAUCUGCAAUAGGUAAGCAGCUUGGUUUGAAGAAAUCAACUGUGGGAGCAAUUAUUAGGAAAUGGAAGACAUACAAGACCACUGAUAAUCUCCCUCGAUCUGGGGCUCCACGCAAGAUCUCACCCCGUGGGGUCAAAAUGAUCACAAGAACGGUGAGCAAAAAUCCCAGAACCACACGGGGGACCUAGUGAAGGACCUGCAGAGAGCUGGGACCAAAGUAACAAAGCCUACCAUCAGUAACACACUACGCCGCCAGGGACUCAAAUCCUGCAGUGCCAGACGUGUCCCCCUGCUUAAGCCAGUACAUGUCCAGGCCCGUCUGAAGUUUGCUAGAGUGCAUUUGGAUGAUCCAGAAGAGGAUUGGGAGAAUGUCAUAUGGUCAGAUGAAACCAAAAUAUAACUUUUUGGUAAAAACUCAACUCGUCGUGUUUGGAGGACAAAGAAUGCUGAGUUGCAUCCAAAGAACACCAUACCUACUGUGAAGCAUGGGGGUGGAAACAUCAUGCUUUGGGGCUGUUUUUCUGCAAAGGGACCAGGACGACUGAUCCGUGUAAAGGAAAGAAUGAAUGGGGCCAUGUAUCGUGAGAUUUUGAGUGAAAACCUCCUUCCAUCAGCAAGGGCAUUGAAGAUGAAACGUGGCUGGGUCUUUCAGCAUGACAAUGAUCCCAAACACACCGCCCGGGCAACGAAGGAGUGGCUUCGUAAGAAGCAUUUCAAGGUCCUGGAGUGGCCUAGCCAGUCUCCAGAUCUCAACCCCAUAGAAAAUCUUUGGAGUGAGUUGAAAGUCCGUGUUGCCCAGCGACAGCCCCAAAACAUCACUGCUCUAGAGGAGAUCUGCAUGGAGGAAUGGGCCAAAAUACCAGCAACAGUGUGUGAAAACCUUGUGAAGACUUACAGAAAACGUUUGACCUGUGUCAUUGCCAACAAAGGGUAUAUAACAAAGUAUUGAGAAACUUUUGUUAUUGACCAAAUACUUAUUUUCCACCAUAAUUUGCAAAUAAAUUCAUAAAAAAUCCUACAAUGUGAUUUUCUGGAGAAAAAAAGUCUCAUUUUGUCUGUCAUAGUUGACGUGUAACUAUGAUGAAAAUUACAGGCCUCUCUCAUCUUUUUAAGUGGGAGAACUUGCACAAUUGGUGGCUGACUAAAUACUUUUUUUCCCCACUGUAUGUAUUUUUGUCUUAGAUGUAUUCACUGAACGAUGCUUGAAAAAGCGUAAUGGAAUACUGGAAUUGUAUACUGAUGUCUGUCUAGAGACUCCUAACACAAUUUUAGACAGUUAUAGGUAGAUACAGAUAUAUUAGGUAUAGAUAGGUAGGUAGAGGUAGUUCAAGAUGGGUAGUUCAACCUAUAAUGUAUGCUGUCAUGGUCUGUCCUCCCUUCAGGGCCUGUAUGCGGUGGGUAACUUCCAGCCUAGUCAGGACACGUCCAGACAGCAGCCCCAGCUUCCCCCACUCCGCGAGCCCCCCAGGAGCAACACCGUGCCCAACGUCAGCCAGAGCGCGGGGCGCCACCUGCAGCCCAACAGCCUCAACAGCAUGAACAGCCUGAACAGCGUCAGCACCGCCGACAGCCUAACCGCCACCCACCCCGCGACUAUCCUGACCCGGGUCCCCUCCCGCCGCGAGUCCAGCUCCCUGAACAACCUGAAGAGGGCCAGUGCUGACGUGGAGUGCAUCACCACGUCAAGCACCCUGGGUAAACAGGACAGCCUGGUGACCUUUAACAGUAGCACGUUACCCAGGUUGCACGGCGGCUCGCUCCCCGAGGAGCACCGGGUCCCGCGCCGCCACGCCAGCAUCCACGCCUCCAUGGACUCCACGCGCUCCAAGCAACUGCUCUCACAGUGGAAGACCAAGAACGAGAACCGCAAGCUCUCACUGCAGGUGAUGGACAGUGGGGUGGUGGUGGGACGCCACCAUUCAACAUCCUCCUCCUCCUCGCCCCAGAGGACCAUGGAGCUGAGGUGCAGCUCUGAGCCGUCAGCCAUGGGCCUGGAGGCGGAGCUCUGCGCUCAGGGCCAUAUCCCCGCCCAGUACAUGAAGCUGGCAGCUAGCAUCGUGCCGCUGUCCAACCACCUCCCCCACAACGGGGGCAGCAGCGGGCUGGCCACGGGGGCCCGAGUCUCCAUCCAGUCCCGGCCAGGCUCCUCCCAGCUGGUCCACAUCCCAGAGGAGACCCAGGAGCACAACAGCAGCAACUCCACCAGGGAGGAUGAGGAUGACGAGGACAGGGAGGAUAACUACAUCGGCAGUGGGAUCCCUAGCGGGGGUGGCUCAGUGCGCUCCAAGUGGCUGAAGGUGGCCAAAGAGGGCGCCCCCUGCAGGACUAACAGCCUAACUAACCAGCCGCGCAUCAUGCAGGUCAUCACCAUGUCCAAGCAGCAGGGUCUGCUCCAGCACGGCAGCCCCAAGAGCUCUGAGGAUGGUAGCGUGGGCAGCUGCACAGGCUCCAUCCGUUACAAGGCCCUGACAGACCAGGAGCCCGGCCAGGGCAUCGUGAGGGUGGAGGCCCACCCAGAGAACAAGCCUGUGAUCAAGCCUCCGGACGGCGGUGGCUCCUGGAGGUGGAAGCCGCAGGAGCAACGGGGCAGCAUCCGCCACUCCUUUGAGCUCAACGACCUCAACCGCGACUCGGAGAGCUGCGACUCGCUCAAGGAUGGCUACGGCUCCAUUGACGAGAGGAUGAGUCAGACGGGCACGGACACUGGCAGCGAGCAUGGCGGUGGGGGAGGGGGUCACCCCCACGUACACCACCCACACUACCACCACCACCACCACCCCCACCAGGGCAUCACCACCAUCCGUGUGACCCCUGUGGAGGGACUAAGUGGAGGGGGCAGCGAGGCCGCCUCCGAGACCGUUUCCAUUGCCUCCAACCGGGAGUCCACCCUGCGGAAGAAAGGCAAAAUCAUCCUGCUCCCGGAUAGAGGUCCAAGUCCGGACAACUCCAUUAACUAUUUCAAAGGGACCUCCCCCACACUGCCCCCCACCCUGGGUCUGGCGUAUAGGGAGUGA